AUGAUUUCUACUUGGCGCCGUGACCGAUCACAAUGGACAUCUGCCCACUGGCUGCUUGAUCUGCUGGGCACGCAUCUUAAGCCAAGCGACGGUAACGUGCCUGUCUUUUCCAAAAAAGAAAAAAUACCUUCCGUGCGGGAAUGGACCGUUCAUCUAUGGAUCUUGCUUCAUGCGUUGAUCCCUCACGUGUUUCAACACGUAUACAUACUCUAUACCGGAAGGAACCUCGACGCGGUCGGUGUUUUUCUUUUGUAUAGCAUGACAUUCUAUGGGACUGGUAUACAUCUAGUACAAACAAUUCGUCGCCUCGGUUGGGCUCACGGCUUCUUGGAUGGAGACAAGCAUGAACGAGACGACAUCCCUGACGUUGGGGUAGGAAGGGUUGCGACGGAACUGCUUUCUGUCCCGACACUUCGCCUAGCUAUGUCUAUCUACCUAUCGUAUCCACCGGGAAAGCUCCCAUUCUCUUUUCAUUGGCCAUGGCUAGCUCUGAAGAUUGGAUUCUACAGUAUCACGGUGGACUUUUGGUUUUAUUGGUAUCACCGCUUGAUGCACACUGUUGAGCCUUUUUGGAAAUUCCACCGUACACACCAUCUGACGAAACAUCCUCACCCGAUGCUUGGUGCAUAUGCCGACCACGAGCAGGAGUUUUUUGAUAUCCUUGGCAUCCCGCUUCUUGCCUUUGGUACUCUGAAGCUGAUUGGUAUGCCUAUGUCGUUUUAUGAAUGGUAUAUUUGCUAUCAAUAUGUGGUCUUUUCUGAGAUCAUCGGGCACAGCGGACUCCGCAUUCACGGGGGCGCACCCUCUACUUUUAACUGGAUACUCGAAUAUUUUGACGCAGAAUUGGUGAUUGAAGACCAUGACCUGCACCACCGCUACGGUUGGAGACAGAGUCACAACUACGGAAAGCAGACCCGUCUCUGGGACCGCAUAUUUGGAACCUGUCGUGAACGUGUUGAAGGUUAUAAAGCCAACGUCGACUACGAUAACCGUGUCACAUUCCCUCUUUUUUGA
Molecule: messenger RNA, 1014 nt
Organism: Penicillium brasilianum
Lineage: Eukaryota; Fungi; Ascomycota; Eurotiomycetes; Eurotiales; Aspergillaceae
Source: the annotation of a GenBank genome assembly